This is a messenger RNA of Dicentrarchus labrax (European seabass), 4763 nucleotides long. It is a transcript of the gene chad, whose product is annotated as chondroadherin. The record is from RefSeq and is a predicted model, not a curated record. NCBI's taxonomy places the organism in Eukaryota, Metazoa, Chordata, Actinopteri, Moronidae. The coding region runs from base 1473 to 2564 and encodes 363 amino acids. The transcript is spliced from 4 exons. Gene Ontology annotation, cellular component: extracellular matrix. Gene Ontology annotation, molecular function: protein binding.
UGAUGAAUCGUUUUAUCUACAAAAUGUCAGAAAAUAAGUGAUGGAUGUCUUGUUUUGUCUGAUAAACGGUCCUGAACCCAAAUAAAUUCAGUUUGCAGUGAUAUAAAACAGCUGCAAAUCCUCAUAUUAUUGAGCUGUAACCACCAAAUAUUUGACAUUAGUGGUGGAAAACUGCUGCAGAUUGAAUUUCUGGAGUAGAUUUACUCAGAAUUUGUACUUCAGUGUUUCAGCUUUUCCCUUCAUUACAUUUACCUGAUAGCUGGAGACACUUAACUUAAAAAGAGACAGAAGGGUAAAAUACACUUUAGAGCUCACAGGUGCAUGUUCAAUAAGAGGGAGUGAGACUGUUGGACCAAUGGGACCUGCAGGGCUUUUCAGAGUGAGAACUUCACCUGGAAAAUCAGGGAGGAGACGAUAUUCCCAAUAAAAUGUCAGAUUUGUUAAGUAAACUCUAGAUUCCAGUUAUCCUGGGUUGGGUCCAUCCAUCUUAUAAACGCAGCCACCUGAAGCCAAACCAUCCACUGACCUGAGCCAGUCAACAAAGUCCUGCUGCUCUUUUUUUCUGAAACCUUCCUCCCUUUUAUUGCUAAAAGCAGGUGCAAUGAACACCUUAAAUAAAGCUGUAUCCUCACAGCGACAGACUUUUAUUCUCACUUAAGCCUUAAAGUUGAAACCCGAUCAGCCACAAUCACUUCAACAACUCACAAAGGCCAUUACAUAAUACCACGCUCCAAUUCAAAAGAAAGAAUGCACACAGGAAUGUAAAGCGGUAUCCAAAAACCUUCCUUUGUAAAGUAUCUUUUGCAAUUGUUAUGACUUGAAACAGCAUCUCGUGUCUUGCCAGCCAUCUGGAGACUAUUAUAGGUUAUAAAACAGCUGCACAGGAGUGGCUCCCUUUUCCUGCCACCGCAGACUGAAAAACAAUAGAGGUGUCUGGAAGCGUGCGCCGAUCGAACCUGAGCCCAUGCCACGUUGUUGAAACAUUCACCUGUUAAACAUGUGCAUGUGUCUUUUUUUGUCUUUUGAUUUGUCUGCACAUCCAGCAGCGAUUUCAUGUUGCUGCCAGUAGCAAAAGAGAGACGGAGUCGGUCCCCGCGAGCUCGUCUUCCUGCUCAUUUAGGGUUAAAUUCUCACAGACACUUGACUUCCUCUUGCAAACCUCUCACUCUAACACCCUGGCAAGCCCUCCUCGUUUUUUCUUUUUUUUUUUUUUCCUCAAGUAAAUGUUAUAAAUAGUGCCGUGUGUUCUGUUGACUGGCCAUCCUCCUCUCAAAGUGAAUGCCUCUGCCCACCUUUGCUCAGUCACUCACCUUUUCACUCCUUCGCUCUGCGUCUGUUUCUCUCAAUACAAAACAUUCAGUUCAACCUUUCGCCUUUUCUUCUUCAGAGUUCUUCGUCUGUUAGUUUUUCUGCUUGUUCCUGUUCUGCUAAAAGACUGAAAGACGCCAAGAAACUGACAUUGGCUGGUCAGCAUGCGUUGUGUGAGCUGGUUGUUGCUGGGGACCUGCCUCCUGGUCCUGGGCCCUGCAGUGCAGGGAGCCCCGAGCCAGUGCCCCGAGCUGUGCCACUGCCACGGUGACCUCCAGCACGUCAUCUGCGACAGCGUCGGGCUGAAGAAGAUCCCCCGGGUGUCUGAGGUCACCCGUUUGCUGAACCUGCAGAGAAACAACCUGGGCAUCAUACCCACGGGGGCCUUCAGCGAGAGCAAGGGACUCAUCUCUCUGCACAUGCAGCACUGUCAGCUCCGAGAGAUCGGAUCCCAGGCCUUCAAGGGGCUGAAGAAGCUCAUCUACCUCUACCUGUCCAACAACGAGAUCAACAGCAUCAAGCCCGGCGCCUUCGAGGACCUCACCGAGCUCACCUACCUCUACCUAGACGGGAACCAGAUCAGCGACCUGGCCAAGGGCAUCUUCUCCCCCAUGAUCAACCUCUUCAUCCUGCAGCUCAAUGACAACAAGCUCCGGGAGCUGCGGCCGGGGACCUUCGCGGGCGCUAAAGACUUGCGCUGGCUGCACAUGAGCGGGAACGAGCUGACGACCAUGCAGCCGGGCUCUCUGGACGAUGUGGAGAACCUCGCUAUACUUCACCUAGACAGUAACAAGAUGUCCACCUAUCCCAGCGUGGCAAUGAGCAAACUGCGAGUGGUGGAGGAACUCACGCUGGGGAAGAACCCCAUGAGGACCAUCCCAGACAACGCCUUCCAGAGCUUUGGCCGCUACAUGGAGAAACUAAACCUGGACAGCAUGGGUCUGGAGAAGUUCUCUGAUGGUGCGUUUACUGGUGUGACGGCGGUCAAGUCACUGCACCUGGACAACAACAAGCUAAAGUCCCUUCCCAAAAGCCUCGAGUUCGGCACCAUCACCAACCUCACCCUCUCCAACAACCCAUGGAGCUGCACGUGCCAGCUAGCUCCACUGCGCAGGUGGAUGGACUCUAGCCGCAACCGUCCGGACGCAGUGUGCGCAUCUCCACCUCCGCAGAAAGGCAAACAAGUCAGAGACAGCACCGCCUUCAGUGGCUGCAGAGUCAAAGUGAAAAGAGCCAGAAAGGGCAGGCGCAUUUGAACACGCAGCUGUACAGGAGACGCUGAGGAGGAGCCUGUCCAGGUGACCGGCUACUAAUGCAACGAAAGCAAUGCUAACUCGUUCUACUUCAAGACUGUCCAUCUAUUCCUCUGCCACAUGUUGUCACCAGUGUAAACAAACACAUGCAUAGAUACACACGUCGCUCUCUCACACAUAAACACACGGGGAGCUUUAUGGACUUUUCAUCCAUUUAUAUCCAAAAAUGAAGACUUAAGUAUGAAGUGGAAACCACCAAAACAAAGGAUGCAUUUGAAUAACUGAAGCCUACAAAAAGCAUUAAAGCUGCAGUAGGUAACUUUUAUUCAUUAUUUUUUUGUCAUAUUUGCUAAAACUGUUCACUACAUCCUGACAGUAGAACAUGAGACAGGUAAUUUGGGGGAAAAAAUCAGGUUCCUCUGGCUCCUCCUAGUGCUCCUACUGGUAUUUGUAAGAAUCCACCGGGCCCGAAUGAAAACAACCAAUCAGAGCUGAAAAAACUAGUUAAUUGUUGAGUCUCAUUCCUUGUUUACACGACAGCAUUUUGACCUGAAAACGCCUUCUCGCCGCCGCUACUUAUUGCCAAAUAUGGUGACAACACGGCUCCACUUCACACACGACUAUUACUCACGUUUCAACCUAAUAGAUAUAUUUUGAUGCUUUUUAGUCAUUUGCCAUCUUCUCUUCCUGUUUAUACUCUGGCGCUGUAGAGGAAAGCGUUGUGUUGCAAAGUUACACUGCCGCCUACUGGCCUGGCAUCCAUACUACGACGUUUUCAAUCACUUUUGUGGCCGACGAUCAUUUCCAGAAUGUGUUUGUGUAAUAAAAAUAUAAUUUUUUUAAAUACAAAAGGAAAAACUUUUGUAUUUUUAGCAAAAGUUCAGGAGGAGCCAGAGGAACCAGAUUUUUUCACAGAUUAUCUAUCUCAAGUUCAGGAUUUAGUGAAAGUCUCAGCAAAUAUGGCAAAAAGUUAUUUUUAUAAAAGUUACCUACUGCAGCUUUAAGGACAGAUGUGCUGUUCUCUUUUCCUGGUGCAUUUAGUACCUCAGAAACAUUUUAACAGUCACAAAUCCCCCAAAAAAUAUGUUUCUGAGGUGUUUCUUGAUUAGCAUGAACACAAUGUAAACUCAAACCAGAUUCAAAAGAAAAAAAUAAACUUACUUUGCUUUCUUACAGAGAGAGUUAAUAUGAGAGGAUUGACACCUCUGUCAAGUCUUAGAUUAUCUUAGCACAAAUACAUACUGGCUCCAACAACGGCUCCAAAAGACAUAAAGACACAGAGACAAAAACAAAAAACGCUCUUACAAACUACGAGGAAACGUCCUACAACUGUCGCUCAGGCAAGAAUCAGCACUCGUUCACCCUCUUUUCUACUUUGUGAUGUCAGUUUUAUUCCCUGACUGACCACAAGAAAAAGGACACAGCGACUGAAGACGUGUUUCUUAAGAGACAAUAAGACUUUGAAGGUGUGGGUAAGCUUAACGUGUGGACCAAUGAAUUCAAUUUCCAAGCUGUAUUUUUACUUCCAGUGCCAUUUUCAAUGUACGAACGCAUGUUAAAAGAGGCCAUGUUGUGCUUUUUUGGAGUUUCUCAUGUGCUUUAGUUUGUUAUAUAGAUGUUUUUGUGCAUGUAAAAGGUCUGAAAAGUCCACACUAAAGAGAGUUAAUGACACACUUUGUUUGUAUUCAGCCUUUUCUUCCAUUUUCUCUAUUACAUCACAUUAUAACAGGCUCCAUCUAUAGACUAGGUGACAGCCCCGCUGCUCAGGAUUAUGGGAGCUGACGGGGCUCUCGGGAGGCGGCGGCUUAAUUAAAAAUAAUAAUAACGUGUUUUUUAAACAUUGAAGCAUGUAAAACUGUUAUAGUAGUCAAGUAUUAACCUGAAAAUUAGCAUAAUAUGACCUCUUUAAAAGAUCUAUAAAACUGGAUUUAGUUCAUUUAUGCUGAAUGUACACGAGUGAGAAUUCAAGAAAAGACAAAUACAUUAAAACAGAGAAUUAUUUGUAUCAUAUUUUACAUUUUCUUAACACUUAACCUGAAACUGGAAGACAAAAGUGAACCAUUUCCUCCACAACAACUAUGAGGGCUACCGAUUUGUUGACUUUAUGCAUAUCUUCUGUAUAUUCAGUAUCUUUAUACAUUUCCUGGACUUUUGGACGUGGUAAACAAGCGCUCACAUCCAAUAAACCUUUUACAAAAUCAA